AGUCUCGCGAGACUUGAGGCCCAAACCCUCGGCGUCCGUUCUCGUGCGGUGUCUUCCCUUCCGGGCUGCAGGCGCUGCCAUGGCGGCGCUGGGCUGUGAGGAGGCGCGGGCGGUGGUCCCGGGGCUGGGUGCCGGCCCGCCUCACCCCGGUGUCCCGCCUCACCCCGGUGUCCCGCCUGGCGUCCCUCCUGGCGUCCCUCCUCACCCCGGCGUGGCGCGGCGGCGGGGCCGGACGCUGCUGGUGCGGCACCUGCCCGCCGAGCUGAGCGCGGCGGAGAAGGAGGAUCUGCUGAAGCACUUCGGGGCGGUGUCUGUGCGCGUCCUGUCGGACCACGGGCGGCUGAAACAUACUGCUUUUGCUGCUUUCCCCAGUGAAAAUGCAGCUAUGAAGGCUUUGUCAAGACUGCAUCAGCUGAAACUUUUAGGUCACACCUUAGUUGUUGAAUUUGCAAAGGAGCAAGAUAGUGUGCAGGUACUUAGCCAGCCUUCUGUCUCAGAGAAGUGUAAAAGUUCAGAAGAACAAGUGAAAGAAGAAGAGAAAAAAGAACCAAGCUGUGUUAAAAUAGAGAAUGGAAUUGCACCUGAACACGGCCUCAGCUUUCCCAUCAAUUCUUGCCUCAAAUAUUUGUAUCCGCCACCUUCAAGUACAGUUCUAGCAAAUAUAGCAAAUGCCUUGGCAAGCGUGCCCAAAUUUUACGUCCAGGUACUUCAUCUUAUGAAUAAAAUGAAUCUUCCUCCACCUUUUGGACCAAUUACUGCUCGUCCUCCCAUGUAUGAAGAGUAUUUACCAGCACCUGUGCCACCUCCCCCAAUCCCACCUCUUCCUCCUGAAGAGCCUCCUUUGCCUGAAGAGGAAGAGCAGCAAUCUAGUGGAGAUGAAUCAGAAUAUGAAAGUGAUAAUGAGGAGGAAAAGGAGAGAAUGACCAAGUUGAUGGAAUUAGCGACCCUUCAGCCUAAAAGACCAAUAAGCACAAAGAGACGUGGUGUUAGAAAAAAACAAAGAAUUAAAGACUUACUGAAUGUUCCCGUGUGUACUCCUCACAGUAGUUUGCACCCUACACUGUCACCUUCAGAUGUCUUUGAGCAGCCACAGCAUGUAGGUCAUAAAAAAAUCGAGUUCCAUAUUCAUACUGACAUCCCAGCUGUUCUUCAGAUAAACUCAGAAAAAGAAAAAAAUAAUGACCUUUAUUCAACCACAGAAGAAUUCAAUAAUACAGGCUUUGGAAGGAUUUUCCCAGCUCCUAGUUCAAAUGAUAAAAUGGAAACUGAAGAGGAGGAGGAUGAAAUACCAUCAGAAUUUAUUUCUAGAAGGGAUCUAGAAAAAAACAGACUGUCUAGCGAAGAAAUGGAAAAAUUUUCUGUUUUCAAAAACUAUGAGCCAGGUGAUCCAAAUUGCAGGAUAUAUGUGAAGAAUUUAGCUAAGCAAGUUCAAGAAAAGGAUCUCAAAUUCAUUUUUGGAAGAUACGUUGACUUCCAGUCAGAAGUGGAACGAAAUAUGUUUGAUAUACGUUUGAUGAAAGAAGGCCGUAUGAAGGGACAGGCUUUCAUUGGACUUCCUAAUGAAAAAGCAGCUGCUAAAGCUUUAAACGAAGCAAAUGGAUAUGUCUUAUUUGAAAAACCCAUGGUGGUUCAAUUUGCUCGUUCAGCUAGACCAAAACAGGAUGCCAGUGAAGGGAAAAGAAAAAAGUAGAGCACUCCACAAGAAACAUUCCUGCCUAAAUACUGCAGUAAUACUGUCAUGCAGAGUGUAUCCUUUCUUGUUGUAUCCUUUUUUUGUACAAUGUUUCCUGUAGCACUCAACUACAUCUAAGUUUUGGUGUAGAGUAGGUGUGGGGAAUUUACAUGUUUUAGUGCCUGAACUAAUCUGGUGACUUUAAAAGCAAAGGGCACUUUGUCUGGGGAAAAAGAAAAAUCACUGAGUUGUCUGUCUUGAGUGAAUAAAUACAAUAGAGGUUCUUAGUCUUAAAAGGUGGCCUCUACCUUCUUCCUCAAAGGUCAUGUAACUUCCUAAUUUGCUCCACUGCAUUAGCUUGUAUGAGGUAAUGUUCCACUAAUGUGUGUGGAGCUGUGCUGAGCUCACACUGAGGAUGUUGUCUUGUCUUCAAAUAUAAUAAUAAUAUAUUGGUUAAAAAUGUUGCAGAGCAGUUCUUCAUCAUAUGAGAGAGUUGAACAGUAUUUUAGGUCAUUUGAUGAUUACUGUUGUCCUGAUAUAUGAGAAACAAUCUGUAGUUGACUUAGUUUGUACAUUCCUUACUUUUUCGUUUUUGAGUAGAGAAGAAAAUCUAACAAUAUGUCACAAUGAAGUAUUUGGAAUGGAAAUAUUAAUCAACUAUUAAUCACUGCUACCUUUCACCUUUUUGUUUUUUAUUUUUUUAAUUGUUCUCUGCACUGAGGUAGUGUUGUUGCCAGUGACUUAUAUUUUCUUGUGUUUCACAUUACAUUAUUGUUUAAUUUACUGUAAUAUAAAAUUAAUACAGCCUGCAUCUAUUAAGUCGGAUUUUGUUCAGACACUCAACGCUUUUUUAAAUACUAAGCAUCUUUCAAUUUAGUUGUUAAGAGAAAGCAUAACACUACUAUUUUCCUGCUCAUUCUUACUUUUAACAUGCCUUUGUGAUGUUCCAGGUCCCUUUUGUGUUCCAUCUCUUUCAAGUAUUACCAAGCUGGGGGAAGAAGCAGUGUAAUCUUCAGGACUUUUGAACUGUGCGUAGUAGCAUUUCUAAAAUGUUUAAGGCAGAGUAUAAAUUUUCUCAUCAUAAAGAUUCCAGUUAUCUUUAAGCUGUCACAAGAUUUACAAGACAAAUGAAUGUUAGUUUGCUUGUGAAAUUUUUAAUAAAUUAUUUCCUUUCUCUUCA
This is a messenger RNA of Strigops habroptila (Kakapo), 2852 nucleotides long. RefSeq names its product RNA binding region (RNP1, RRM) containing 3 (gene RNPC3). Gene Ontology annotation, molecular function: pre-mRNA intronic binding; protein binding; U12 snRNA binding. Gene Ontology annotation, biological process: mRNA splicing, via spliceosome. The record is from RefSeq and is a predicted model, not a curated record. Bases 80 to 1690 code for a protein of 536 amino acids. Gene Ontology annotation, cellular component: U12-type spliceosomal complex. Lineage: Eukaryota; Metazoa; Chordata; Aves; Psittaciformes; Psittacidae. The transcript is spliced from 15 exons.